This is a messenger RNA of Neltuma alba, 676 nucleotides long. RefSeq names its product 50S ribosomal protein L18. Gene Ontology annotation, molecular function: structural constituent of ribosome; 5S rRNA binding. Lineage: Eukaryota; Viridiplantae; Streptophyta; Magnoliopsida; Fabales; Fabaceae. Gene Ontology annotation, cellular component: ribosome. The record is from RefSeq and is a predicted model, not a curated record. Gene Ontology annotation, biological process: translation.
GCUCUGUCGACUGGUCCGAAAUGUCAUCCAUAAUAUGUGCUUCGUCCCCAUCUUCAAUUUCCCACUCCUCCUUCCUACUCCAACCUCCUACUACUCACUCCGUUCGCUGCGGUAAACCCACUUCCCUUUCAUGGGCUUGGUCAUUUCCCAAGUUAAACAUCAGCUUGAGCCCUGUCUCAAACCAUCCCAACCAUUCUCUGAACAACGGUUCCUUCAUUCAAGCUGCAUGGACCCGAAGAUCACGGGGUGAAGCUGCAAAGAAACCUAAUAGGAAAUCGUGGAAGCAGAGGACAGACAUGUACAUGAGGCCAUUCUUAUUGAAUGUUUUCUUCUCAAAAAGAUUUAUUCAUGCCAUGAUGCACCGAGGAACGAGCAAAGUGAUUUCUGUUGCGACCACGAAUGCUAAGGAUCUUCGAAACUCUCUGCCAUCGUUGACUGAUCAUAAUGCUUGCAGAGUGAUAGGAAGACUUAUAGCUGAGCGAUCAAAGGAAGCUGAUGUGUAUGCAAUGGCUUAUGAACCUAGGAAAGAGGAAAGGAUUGAAGGUAAACUAGCCAUUGUUCUUGAUACCAUUAAAGAAAAUGGAAUCAUAUUUGUUUGACCGUAUUCCCUAUAUCACUUUAGGGUGUUUUUGGAUGCUCCUUUCAAGAGUUUAUAGUGGAUGAGUUAUUAGAAAUC